GUAAAAUAAUGUACUAUUACGGAGUUAACUUUUUGACCUAAUUAUCGCUUCUUCUAUUUGUAUUUCUUAUGUAAAUUGAUAAAAUAUUCAGAUCUAUGAAUGAUUUUGCCCGUGGAGAAUUUAAGUUCGACACAAAAACAGUACAAGUAGAAAAUUUUAAUAAGAAUCCAAAUGUAACAUUUAGGAUUCCUAUUCCACUGGGGAAUUUAGACUUAAAUCAGGAAUCUCAACCUGAAUCUCUUCCUUACAAACCGCCAGAUUCCUUAUUUUCCCAAAAUCAACACUCAGUUAAUGUUAGAACUCCAUUUAAAACCCUUAUAGAAAAGAAGAUUCCUGAUAUAGAGAAGUUAUUUGAGGUGCGAAUGUCCUUACAGGAUGUAGACGGUGACUUGAAAUUAAUCUCAUCCGGCGAAAAGGCAGAACCAUCAAUAAACGAGAUCAUAGAUAUUUGCAGGAAGAGUAAUGUAUAUAACUUCUAUUUGUGUUUCCCAGUCAGAGGAGAUCAGUUUCAUAAGAGUUUCUCAGAAUUCCAAAAAUUAGUAAAGAAUAAAUUAGGUGGUAAUGUUACAUUUGAGAAACGACCUCAUAUUACCUUGGCCCUUGUCAACCUUGUAACUGAUUCAGAUAUAUAUAAAGUCGUACGAGCAUUUCAAAUCACCUCCCUAACAAUUACGUCCGUACUUAAACAGCAAUCGCAAAAUUAUCAUAGUCAGUAUAACGUAGACCUAGAAGGACUUGAUUUUAUAAAAUACAAAGGAAAGUUAGCCAAAAGAAGUGUACUUUUUACAAAUGUCGUUAUGAGUGAAGCAUUAACUGAUAUAGCAAGUGAAUUCCAAAACACCCUCAACAAAACAGUUAAUACAUUCAUGAACAAACCGAAAAGAAGAAAAAUUAACAAGUCUAACAGAAUAUCUAACCUAACUGAAUCCCAACUAGCUCCUAAAGGGAUUUACCUAUCACGUGGAGGAGCCGUUGAAAUAACAUUUACAGACGUUCCGCUGGUAGACCCCAAUUACAUGAAAACGACUUCUGAAAACUCUGAAAAAGAUACUCAUUAUGAAGAAAACCUUGUAUCUGAAGUUAAUGAGCCAGAAACUCAAGAACAGGAAACUGAAACUGAAACGGUAAAAAAGGAAAGCGAGAGUGAUGAAGAAGAAAGCUAUGAAUACGACACGUCAGUAAAAAACAAGUUCCAUGUGACACUAAUGAGGCACCAGCAGGUUAAUAUUUUAUCCAACCUUAAGUUCUCAGGCAAAACUCAAGUGGUAUGCGCUGAACUCAGACCAAGGAGGGGAGAGACCUGCAAUUUCAACUCUUACAACUCUACGGAACUAACGUCCUUUGUAGGAACGAGUUAUGACAACGAGGAAAAUGAAGAUAUCGCAACAACAAGAAUAUGUAGCUCUAGGCCAAAAGACAUUCCAAAUGAUCACCUGGUUGACAUGAAUACUGAUAAUAAUAACAAGGCUGAAAGAUUCCUGUUUUGGAUAUAAACCAGAAUAUAAUAUUUUAAUUAAAAUUUUGUUACAUUUUUAAUAGUAUAACAGAGAGGACUAGGCAAAUCGUUCUUUUUAGAGUGAACAAUCUCCUCGUCAUACCAUUCGACCUCAACACCGUCAGGCCCAUUCAAUAAAUGACUAGCAGUGGACCAGCUGUAACGAACAAUAUCAGGGAAUCCAAAGAUUUUGUCC
Theileria parva strain Muguga is the source of this 1691-nucleotide messenger RNA. RefSeq names its product AKAP7 2'5' RNA ligase-like domain protein. The record is from RefSeq and is a predicted model, not a curated record. The transcript has 3 exons. The coding region runs from base 96 to 1493 and encodes 465 amino acids. Lineage: Eukaryota; Apicomplexa; Aconoidasida; Piroplasmida; Theileriidae.